This is a messenger RNA of Melitaea cinxia (Glanville fritillary), 1123 nucleotides long. It is a transcript of the gene tey, whose product is annotated as protein Teyrha-meyrha. The record is from RefSeq and is a predicted model, not a curated record. Lineage: Eukaryota; Metazoa; Arthropoda; Insecta; Lepidoptera; Nymphalidae. The transcript has 6 exons. The coding region runs from base 1 to 1026 and encodes 341 amino acids.
AUGGAAGGUUUCCUACAUCACAUGGCACCGCAGUUUCUGCAUCCAGCGCUGCAGAGUUUUGGCUGUGGGGCGUUCAGACCUAUAGGAGGCGCAUUUCAUCCCCUUUACCCAGGAAAAGCGUUUGCAAGACAUUUGGGAGAACAGUACGCUCUCGGUCAAAGUGUCGGACAAGCAUUAAGAGGUGUACGUGAUGACAACAGCACGCCGCCGCUUUACCGGCACGGGUACGCGGUGCGCGAUGACACGAGCUCGCCAGGCUCCGCCGCUUCGGCAUCGCCCCGACCUUGCAAGGACGAGGACCAGCCCGGCACAGCUACUUGCUCAGAUUCUCAUGAACUAUUUUCGCCUGACGGUGAGCGGAAAUCCGCAUGCGGUGUCUGUGGGGCCAGACUCGGACCAGGCGUUGCUCAAGCGCACUUCUUACAAGAACUGCAACAUUUGUACAGCUUAACAGCUAUACCCCGCGAAGCAGCUGCUCCUUCUCAUUCGCUUCAUCAUCAGGACGAAGAUGCUCGUUGGGAGACCUACCAGCGCAUACGCGCCAACCGACAGAGGAGAUUAAAGCUGCGAACUCGCAAGCGUCACCACACCGUUGAGAGCAUGCUGGGAUAUGACUUGGAAGACGAGAGGCGAGAGGAGAGACCUCGCGAAUCGCGUUCUUACGACGCCGAAGACGAACCUGUUGAUGUUGAGGGCGAUUCUCUCGGCUGGCCUGAAGCGGCCAUAAAUGUUGAUGAAAAAGAUCAACGCAAUGAUGGCGAAAAAAUACACCUGAGCUACGCGGAAGAUCUAGAAAUAUCGAGUACGAACGAUACGAUGCAGUCACCAGAACGCGUGAGGAUUGAGACUCCCAAGCCGUUGUCGCUCGAGUGCACGAAGACCGAGAGCGUGGAGCGUCCGGCCGAGGUGAGCACGUCGGAGUGGGCGGCCGGCGCGGACGCCUGGCCCGCGCUCGCCGACGCUUACGCGCACGCUCGCCACAAGAUCGACGGCGAGAUGCCCUCAUCCACUGACUCCCGAAAUUAAAUUCAUUGCAAUUGGUGGAACUGCUGGAUUUCGUACCAUUCAUUUGUGUCAAUGUACAUUUGUUUCCCAAACAUAAAUAAACUAAAAUAUAAUAUUA